AUGAGCAUCUCAAAUGACACAGAUUACAACAACAUUGUGUUCACAGGAACACACUACUGCUACGAGUCUUUAAGAGGAUCCUGCGAGAGGUUAUCUAGACCCCUGAGCAUACAGUUUCUCAUGUUCUUGUUCAUGGGGUUUACCAUACUGGUAACAGUGAGUGGGAACCUUCUGGUCAUCACCUCCAUAGCACACUUUAAGCAGCUGCACACAUCCACAAACUACCUCAUCCUCUCGCUGGCAGUGUGCGACUUCCUGCUGGGAGUGUUUGUGAUGCCCUGCAGUGCAGUACGCUCUGUCCUGGGCUGUUGGUACCUGGGUGACUUCAUGUGCAAAAUCCACACCAGCACUGAUAUCAUGCUGAGCACCUCCUCAAUCUUUCACCUGUCAUUCAUCUCCAUUGACCGUUACUUUGCCGUGUGUAACCCACUGAUGUACAGGUCCAUCAUCAACUCAGUCACCAUCCUUAUUAUGCUCACCACCAGCUGGGUGAUCCCUGCCAUAUUUGCCUAUGGAAUGAUCUUCUCUGAGCUCAAUGUAAGAGGCAGUGAGGAGUUCUUCGAAGUACACGUGAAGUGUAUUGGAGGCUGCCCAGUGUUCUUCAGCCGAGCCUCAGCAGUAGUUGCCUCAACGUUCUCCUUUUUCAUUCCCGGCCUGAUCAUACUGACCAUUUACCUGAAAAUAUAUUUGGUUGCCAGAGGACAGGCUAGGUCCAUUAAAGAUCUGGCACAGCAGUUUCGAAUGGGAGGGGAGAACGAGUCCAGAGCAUCUAGGCAACGAGAAAGAAGAGGAGCGAGUACCUUAGCCAUAGUGGUCGGAGUCUUCCUCACCUGCUGGACGCCAUUUUUCCUGUGUAACAUCAUUGACCCCUUCAUUGGCUACUCUAUUCCUCCAGUGUUGGUUGAUGCUCUGGUUUGGUUUGGUUACUUAAAUUCUGCUUUUAACCCUGUGGUUUAUGCCUUCUUUUACAGUUGGUUUAAGAAAGCUUUGAAAAUAAUCAUAUGUGGUGAAAUAUUUCACAGGGGUUCUUGUCGGAUGCAACUGUACACUGAAUGA
Molecule: messenger RNA, 1056 nt
Organism: Megalops cyprinoides (Indo-Pacific tarpon)
Lineage: Eukaryota; Metazoa; Chordata; Actinopteri; Elopiformes; Megalopidae
Product: trace amine-associated receptor 1-like
Exons: 1
Coding region: 1-1056 (351 amino acids)
Biological process (GO): adenylate cyclase-activating adrenergic receptor signaling pathway
Cellular component (GO): membrane
Molecular function (GO): trace-amine receptor activity
Source: RefSeq, a predicted model, not a curated record